CAAUUUUUGAUUAGGACGCAAGAUAAUUGAUAAUAUCAAGGCUCAACUUUCUUGAUAUCUCUGUUUUGUUCCCCGCUCUUGCGUAGAUUAAAUAUAAAUAUAUAAUAACAAACGUCCAGUUCCGAACGAUCAGUUCGAUGGACGCGCGCGAGUACAUAAAUUUUACAUUAAAUAAUAAUAAGUAAAUACUUUCUAUUUUUCAAAACAAAUCAAUUAAGUUAUCGGCAGAAUACUUGAUAGUGUCCACAAAAAAAUUUCACGUUGUCACCGAGUGAUAAUUAUUAUGAUAAUUUAAAUAAAUCCGAGUGUUUUCAAAUCUAAUCUGUUCCUAAUUCUAAAUAAAAUUUUGAUAUUCUGAAGAUUUAAAUUACAAAAAGAGAUUUGCUGAUGAAAAACAGUGGUGUGUUUUCGAUGAGAUGUCAUUGAUUUGAAAUCUUUAUCGAGGUGUGAAAGAAAAAAUAGCCACAAUGACGGCAAACGGUGUUCGAAAUCGUAUGAAGAAUGGGAAGAAAAGUGAUGUGCCGACUACGACUAACGGAGAUGUGAUUCGAGAUGAGGAGUUCAAAGUUCGGGAUUCUCCCUUGACGGAACUGAUACAAUCCUCCUUGCACAUAAGGGCGAUAUAUAACAUAUUUGUGGUCAUACUCCUCGUGUUGUUCUGCGACACCGUCAUAUACGACCUCGUCGAGAGAGGAAAGAUUAACAUAGGACUGGGGGUUAUUGCAGCAGGAUUUGGUGAUAUAAGAAGGGGAAUGAAGUUAUGGAUGUACGACUUUUGUGUUGCUAUGGCUUUUUAUCCGCUGCUCGUAGCUUACGCUUGGGUAGGAAAAGUAACCAGAAAAUAUCCAGUAUUACGUCCAACAGUAAUAAUGCUGGGUAUACUCGGUGUAAUUGGCGUGGAGGUGGCCGCCGCCAUAGUGCCGGUCGUAGAGCUGGGCAGGAAACAUCUGGAGCUCGGCUCUUCUAUCACUGUUACCUGCGAAAUGUUCCGCUACAUGAUGAAGCUUGUGUCAGUAUCUGUGGCUUGCGGGCCGCGCUGUUUGAGCGGGAACCUACCGUUACCAACCUUCAAACACUACAUAUACUUCAUGUUCGCGCCAACACUCCUCUACAGAGAUCAAUAUCCCAGAACGAAGAAGAUAAGGUGGGGUGUGGUGGUAUUCCAUUUCCUGGAGGUUGCCGCGAUUAUAUUCUACAAUUGUUUCCUUUGGGAGAGGUUUAUCAUGCCCUACUGGUCUGACUACGGGAAGGAGAGAACGGUGGAAGCAGGCACGCUAGUCCGAGGGAUGUUUGCAUGCGUGCUGCCGGGAGUCAUAUCUUUCCUCUGCGGGUUCUACUGUGUGCUGCAUGCCUGGCUCAACGCCUGGUCCGAGAUGCUCAAGUUUGGAGACCGACUGUUCUAUGAGGAUUGGUGGACGACUUCCCAAUUUUCUCUGUACUAUCGUCGCUGGAACCGAGUCGUGCACUCCUGGCUCCGAGACCACAUCUACAUUCCCCUGGCGCCGCGUGCUGGACGUCCUUUAGCCACAUACGUCGUCUUCUUGGUGUCAGCAGUAGCCCACGAGGUGAUCCUAGCGUUGUCUUUCGGUUUCUUCUACCCAGUCCUGCUGGUGGAAUUUGGUUUAAUUGGCGUCGUGAUGGUGCCACUCACAGCAAAGAGUGGCCAACUCUUCCCUAACGUUUUCAACCUAAUCAUGUGGCUGGGUUUCUUCAUAGGAAAUGGUAUCCUGUGGAGUUUGUAUCCGAUGGAAUACUUCGCUCGGCGGAAUUGUCCAGUGCUGGAAACUGACAGCUACUUUAUUCCAAAGUCAUGGUCCUGCCCAGAAGUCAUCCUGAAACCUAAUUGGACAUUCCAGAAUCCUCUACGGAUAAUUAGGACAUAAAAAACUGCAUUAACGUCUAAAGAACUAGUGAAAUUAAUUGUUAUACUUUUUUAUUUUAU
Spodoptera exigua (beet armyworm) is the source of this 1942-nucleotide messenger RNA. Lineage: Eukaryota; Metazoa; Arthropoda; Insecta; Lepidoptera; Noctuidae. The record is from the annotation of a GenBank genome assembly.